AAUAUUCCAUUUCGUGCUAUAAUUUUAACGAAAUCAGUUGCUACAAUGAAAAAAAUACAUUUUUUUACAAUAUUGUUAGUGGCGACAGUAGUUAUAGCAGAAAAAAAGUCCUACGAUGGAUACAAAUUGUAUAAAGUUACACCAAAAACGGAGAAGAUAGUGAAUAUUUUAGAACAAAUAAGAGAUGCUGGUAUUGCAGAGUUCUGGAGUGAUUUUAUAAAUGUGGAUAGUGACAUCAGAAUAUUAGUUGAUCCAGAAAAGCAAGCAGUGUUUCGAGGAAGGUUAAUUCAAGCCGGUGUGGAGGUCAAAACCAUUAUUGAAAAUGUCCAACAAGUCAUUAACAACCAACUGAACCCAAUAGAAGUAGAUCCAUCCAGAAGCAGCAGUUUUCUUUCCUACGACUGGAAUGCCUACCACAACUUGACUGACAUUGAAAGGUGGCUUGAUGAAGUGGCCACAACAAACUCUUCUGUCGUCACUAGAGUUACCAUCGGGCAGUCAACUGAGAACAGGCCUAUUAGAGGAAUCAUAAUCAACAUCAACCGGAAUAGAAGGAAGCCUGUUGGCAUCAUUGAAGGUACUCUCCAUGCUAGGGAGUGGAUUUCAGCAGCCACGGUCACUUGGAUCAUCAAAGAGUUUUUGACGAGCUCUGAUCCAGACGUCAGGAGAAUGGCAGAGGAAACUGAGUGGCACAUAUUUCCAGUGGUAAAUCCUGAUGGAUAUGUUUACUCUUUUACUGAAAACCGAAUGUGGAGGAAGAACAGAAACCCAGCAUACUUCACAUCUUGCCUGGCUGCCGGUGUUCCUGAUGAUAUGAGUCGUGGAGUGGACCUGAACAGAAAUUUCAAUUUCUUCUGGAUGUCCACUGGAGCAUCAAGCAACCCUUGCACAAACAAUUUCGCCGGUCCAUCAGCAGAGUCAGAACUAGAAACAAGAGCCAUCGCGCAAUACGUGUUGGGUCUAAGACAGAAUGCGGACAUAGUGUACUAUCUGUCUUUCCACUCGUAUCUCCAGUGGAUAAUGUUGCCGUACAGCCAUGUGAAUGUGCCAUCAGUUAACAAUCAUAAUCAUUUGAUGGAAAUAGCAACAAACAGCUCUGUGAAGAUUUCAGAGAGAUAUGGAACUCGAUACGAAGUUGGAAUAUUAAAUCAACUCAUGUUUCCAGCCACAAUAAGUGGUUCAAGCUUCGACUGGGCCAAAUUCCACGCGAAUGCUUCUAUUAGCUAUUUAUUUGAACUACGAGACCUCGGAGAAUUCGGUUUCCUCGUGCCACCUCAGCAGAUCAUACCCAACAAUUUAGGAAUUAUGGACGGCUUGGUAGAAAUGGACAAGGCAACAAAACGUUUGGGAUACUUUUCUGACGCUUCUAAGGUUGUUUACUCUUUGACGCUAGUUAGCUUAGCAGUGAUUUUCGGGAGUUUGGUAAACUAAUGUAGGUGUAUUAAAGGGGAAUUGUGAUCAGAAAUAAAGGAAAAUACAUAAACG
Messenger RNA from Ostrinia furnacalis (Asian corn borer), 1485 nucleotides. RefSeq names its product zinc carboxypeptidase-like. Gene Ontology annotation, biological process: proteolysis. Gene Ontology annotation, molecular function: zinc ion binding; metallocarboxypeptidase activity. The coding region runs from base 46 to 1431 and encodes 461 amino acids. The transcript has 6 exons. Lineage: Eukaryota; Metazoa; Arthropoda; Insecta; Lepidoptera; Crambidae. The record is from RefSeq and is a predicted model, not a curated record.